This is a messenger RNA of Salvia splendens (bonfire salvia), 453 nucleotides long. RefSeq lists its product as uncharacterized. The transcript has a single exon. Bases 1 to 453 code for a protein of 150 amino acids. The record is from RefSeq and is a predicted model, not a curated record. NCBI's taxonomy places the organism in Eukaryota, Viridiplantae, Streptophyta, Magnoliopsida, Lamiales, Lamiaceae.
AUGUGUCAUCUUCCUGUAGGUAUCGAACAUAAGGCUUACUGGGAGGUCAAAGAAGUAAACAUGCAACCUCAAGUUUGUGCUGAGGAAAGGAAGCUCCAACUGCAAGAGUUGGAAGAACUCAGACUGGAAUCCUACGAUGCAGCCAUGUGGUAUAAAGAGAAAACUAAGUUGUGGCAUGUCAAGAACCUGCGGGUGAAGGAGCUGCAAGUCGGGCAGAGAGUUUUGUUGUUUCAGUCAAGACUCAAAUUAAUGCCUGGAAAGUUAAAGUCAAAGUGGACGGGACCAUACACCAUCGUUGCCCUAAGAGCAAAUGGAGCAGUGGAGCUUCAAGGAAGUGACCCAAACUCUGCCUCUUUUCUGGUUAAUGGUCACCGAGUUAAACUUUUAAGAGAAAACUCAGUGAUGUGCGCAGUGGAAGAAAUUCCACUGCGCGCAAACGGUGUUCUCGCCUAA